AUGUACAAAGAGAUCAUAGUCUUGGUUUAUAUCUUAAUCGUUCUCAGGGUCGUCCUCGCGCCAAUAUACACCUACCUGCGGGAUCCCAAAGGGCUGAAGCGCUUCCCGGGAGUGUCAGUCGCUCCCAUAACCGAUCUUUGGGGAGUAUUGCAGCAAUACCUCCGUACGCGCACCCUUGCCGUCCACAAAGCACACCGUAAAUACGGCAGCAUAGUCCGAGUCGGCCCAACCAACAUCUCCUUUUCAACGCCCGAAGCAAUCCGUGACAUUUACGGCCACGGAACACCAGCGCUGAAAGAUGACUUUUACCAGACCUUCAACUCAACUCAUCUCAACGUAUCCGACGCUCAGGAUAGAGACGUUCACAGCAUCAAACGAAAGCGAUUUGCCAUCGCCUUCUCCCAGAAACGUUUUGUAGAGCUCGAGCCUGUGGUUCAAGACCAUCUGCAGCGUGUCUUCCACAUACUGGACUCUGCAAACGGAAAAGAAGUGGACAUGAAGCAGAUAAUGAUGCACCUGAUGUACAACCUCAUCUUUGUCACCUUCUUCCACCACGACCCCCAGUUUAUAGAGCGAGGCAGCACCAGUGUCCCCAUCAAGACACCAGCCGGGACCCCAUACACAGGCGAGAUUCAUCAUCUGCUCAGUAGCACCUUGCACAUCUCCACCAGCCUCGGAUGGGCACCACGAAUCAGGUCCCUGCUCAAGCAUUUGACCUGCUGCCAUUCAGGCUGGAAGCACGGCACUCAGCUCCAACACAUCACCACGCACUUUGUGCGCGAACGAGUAAACAUGGACAUUGAGCGCGUGGACGCAGGCCUCCCACCACUAGACGAUCUCAUGACCACGCUCCUUUGGAACAGAAACCACGAGCGCCCCCUGUGUCUGGAACUGGGCGAACUAGUGACAGAGGCCCAAAACCUCUUCAGUGCCGCCGGCGGGAACACUGAAAUUGCCCUGACCAGCAUCAUCUGGUACCUCGCCGGCAAUCCACAUAUAGUCCGACGUCUUCGUGCAGAACUUGCAGAUGCAAUCUUACCUCAAACCGAUCCAUCAGCCCUCAUAUCAUACGACCUCGUCAAGAAUCUUCCUUAUCUCCGCGCCUGCAUCGACGAAGGCCUACGUCUUCGACCCUCUAUCCGCGGUGGCCUUCCUCGCGUUGUCCCAAAAGGAGGCAUGAUGGUAUCUGGCGAGUGGCUGGACGAAGGUAUCACUGUCUCUGUAUCCACGUAUACUGUCCAUCGUGACCCGGAUAUCUUCGGUGCCGAUCCGGAGCGCUAUAUUCCUGAGCGGUGGUUGCAGCCUGACGCGCGUGACAUGCAGCGUGGGUUUCUGGCUUUCUCGCAGGGAGGAAGGGGAUGCUUGGGACGGAAUAUUGCUUAUUUUCAGAUGCAGUUGGUUAUUGCAGCGUUGGUCUGGAGGUAUGAUUUCGCGUUAAGGGAAGAGGGGUGGGAGUUGGAGGUGAUGGAGACGUUUAGUGCGCAUACGGUAAGUUUGCCUGUUGUUGCCACGAGACGGGAGUAG
This is a messenger RNA of Aspergillus niger, 1524 nucleotides long. RefSeq lists its product as uncharacterized. The transcript has a single exon. Bases 1 to 1524 code for a protein of 507 amino acids. The record is from RefSeq and is a predicted model, not a curated record. Gene Ontology annotation, molecular function: heme binding; iron ion binding; monooxygenase activity. NCBI's taxonomy places the organism in Eukaryota, Fungi, Ascomycota, Eurotiomycetes, Eurotiales, Aspergillaceae.